This is a messenger RNA of Rhinolophus ferrumequinum (greater horseshoe bat), 7639 nucleotides long. It is a transcript of the gene F5, whose product is annotated as coagulation factor V. The record is from RefSeq and is a predicted model, not a curated record. The transcript is spliced from 25 exons. Lineage: Eukaryota; Metazoa; Chordata; Mammalia; Chiroptera; Rhinolophidae. Bases 178 to 6357 code for a protein of 2059 amino acids. Gene Ontology annotation, molecular function: copper ion binding.
CCAGGCUGCAGCGGCGCGGGGGAGCCGCCGGGAAGGAGGACACUGCCACCCGCAGCCUCCCGGCGCUCACUGCAGCUGGGUCAGCAGACCCCCGGCGGCACCGGGGGCGAUCGCGGCUGCGGGGAGCCCCGCCCAGGUCCCGGGGUGGAGGCGGGGGGCAGGAGCUCGAAAGGAACCAUGUUCGCAGGCUGCCCCGGCCUCUGGGUCCUGGUGGUCCUGGGCGGCAGCUGGGCAGGCGCGGGGAGCCUGGGCGCCCAAGCCGCGCCGCUGAGGCAGUUCUACGUGGUCGCUGAAGGAAUCAUCUGGAACUACCGCCCUGAGCCCGCCAACCAGAGUUUGAAUCCUUUUGCAACUUCCUUUAAGAAAAUUGUCUACAGAGAAUAUGAAACACAUUUUAAGAAGGAAAAACCACGAUCUAGAAAUUCAGGACUUCUUGGGCCUACUUUAUAUGCUGAAGUUGGAGACAUCAUGAAAGUUCACUUUAAAAAUAAGGCAGACAAGCCCGUAAGCAUCCACCCUCAAGGAAUUCAGUACAGUAAAUUCUCAGAAGGUGCUUCCUACCCUGACCACACGUGCCCCGCGGAGAAGAUGGAUGACGCAGUUGCUCCGGGCCACGAGCACACCUACGAGUGGCAUAUCAGUGAGGACAGCGGGCCCACCCCCGACGACCCGCCGUGCCUCACAUAUGUCUAUUACUCCUAUGACAAUCUGAUACAGGACUUCAACUCUGGGCUGAUUGGACCUCUGCUCAUUUGUAAGAAAGGCACCCUCACAGAGGAUGGGACUCAGAAGAUGUUUGACAAGCAGCACGUGCUGAUGUUUGCUGUGUUUGACGAAAGCAAGAGCUGGAGCCGGGCACCUUCCUCCCUAAUGUACACCGUCAAUGGCUACGUGAACGGGACGAUGCCAGAUAUAACAGUUUGUGCCCGUGACCACGUCAGCUGGCAUCUGAUUGGAAUGAGCUCCGGACCAGAACUGUUCUCCAUUCAUUUCAAUGGCCAGGUCCUGGAGCAGAACCGUCACAAGAUCUCAGCCGUCACGCUUGUCACUGCUACGUCUGCUACUGCAAACAUGACCAUGAGCCCAGAGGGCAAGUGGACCGUAUCUUCCCUCAUCGCAAAACAUCUUCAAGCUGGGAUGCAGGCUAACAUAGAUGUUCAAAACUGCGCCAAGAAAACCAGGAAGCCUAAGACGCUCACUCGCGAGCAGAGGCGGCACAUGAAGAGGUGGGAGUACUUCAUCGCUGCAGAGGAAGUCAUCUGGGACUACGCACCUGUAAUACCAGCGAACAUGGACAAAAAAUACAGAUCUCUGCAUUUGGAUAACUUCUCAAACCAAAUUGGAAAACAUUAUAAGAAGGUUGUGUACAAACAGUACCAAGAUGAGUCCUUCACCAAACGCCUGGAGGACACCACCACCCAAGAAGAUGGGAUCCUGGGCCCUAUUAUCAGAGCCCAGGUCAGAGACACACUCAAAAUUGUGUUCAAAAACAUGGCCAGCCGCCCCUACAGCAUUUACCCCCACGGAGUGACCUUCUCUCCUUUUGAAGAUGAAGUCAACUCUUCCUCCACCUCAGGCAGUAACACCAUGAUCAAAGCAGUUCAACCAGGGGAAACAUACACUUACAAGUGGAACAUUCCCGAGUCUGAUGAGCCCACAGAAAACGACGCCCAGUGCCUAACGAGACCAUACUACAGUAACGUGGACAUCAGCAGGGACAUCGCUGCUGGGCUGAUCGGGCUACUUCUAAUUUGUAAGAGCAGAUCUCUGGACAAGCGCGGCAUCCAGAGGGCAGCAGACAGGGAGCAGAAGGCCGUGUUUGCUGUGUUCGAUGAGAACAGGAGCUGGUACAUUGAGGAGAAUAUCAACAAGUUUUGUGAAAGUCCUGAAAAGGUGAACCGGGAGGAUCCUAAGUUUUAUGAAUCGAACGUCAUGAGCACUAUCAACGGCUAUGUGCCUGAGAGCAUACCCACACUAGGAUUCUGCUUUGAUGACACCGUCCAGUGGCACUUUUGCAGCGUGGGAACGCAGGAUGGCAUUCUGACCCUCCACUUCACUGGGCACUCAUUCAUCUACGGGAAGAGGCACGAGGACACCCUGACCCUCUUUCCCAUGCGUGGGGAAUCUGUGACCGUCUCGAUGGAUAACGUUGGAACCUGGAUGUUAACCACCAUGAAUUCUAAUCCAAGAAGCAAAAAACUACAGCUGAAAUUCAGGGAUGUUAAGUGUAUCCGGAAUGAAGAUGACGAUGUAUAUGAGAUAUACGAGCCUCCAGCGUCUACCACCAUGAGUACACGGAAAAUGCGUGAUUCUUCAGAAAACCAAGGUGAAGGGGUUGAUGACCUCUACGAUUACCAGGACACACUGGCUUUAUCACUAGGAAUUAGGUCAUUCCGAAAUUCAUCAUUGAAUCAGAAGGAAGAUGAGUUCAAUCUUACUGCCCUCGCCCUGGACAACAGCUCUGAAUUCCUUCCUCCAAAUACAGAAGCAGCUGUUGGGUCAAAUUCUUCUUCCCCUAGUAACGUGAGCAGUGCUACUAACUUUACAGAACCUCACAAAAUCCUUCCUCCCCCAGAAGCCACCACAGCUGGUCCCCGCGUGGGACACAUGAGCUUAGAAAAGAACUCAGUUUUCAACCUUUCCACAAUAGAGCAUUCCAGCCCUUAUUCCGAAGACCCUAUAGAGGACGCUCUAUAUUCAAAUGUCACGGGGAUAAGCCUACUUCCGCGUGGUGCAGAAGGAGUCAGAAGUCAAGAACAUGCUAAACAUAAGGGAUUCGAGGCAGGAAGAGACAGAGGAGCAAAGCACAGGUUCUCCCAGAUAGAAUUUCCAGCACACAAAACUGGGAGACAUUUAAGCCUAAGCAACUCUACCCCUUCCAGAAUGGGGCCGUGGAAGGACCUUCCCAGUCAUCUGGUACUCUUAAAACAAAUGAACCGAUCUAAGAUUUUGAAUGGGAAAUGGUAUUUGGUUUCUGAAAAAGGUAGUUAUGAAAUCAUCCAAGAUGCUGGUGAAGAUAUGGCUGUUAGUGAGCUGCUGAACAGCCCCCAGAAUGCCUCAAGGACUGAGAGAGACAGGGUCCCUCUCACAAACAAGCAUGGAAAGCAGAGUGGCCACCCAAAGUUGUCUGGAAUUAGACAUAAAUCUCUACAGAUAAGACAGGCUAGCGGAAAUAGUAGAUUGAAGAACAGCACUUUUCUCAUUAGGACACGAAAAAAGAAAAAGGAAGAGAACCUUGCCCACCAUGUUCCUCUAUCUCCAAGGAGCUUCCACUCUCUAAGAGGAGGGGCCAACACAUUUGCAGACUUACUUCCCAAGUCUAAUGGGACAUCUCUCCCCACAGAGCUCAAUCAGACAUUCCCCUCUGUGAAUCUCAGCCUGAUUGCCUCACUUCCUGACCAUAAUCAGAAUCCCCCAAAUGACACCAGUCACACGAGCUCCCCUCUAGAUCUUUAUCAGACAAUGGCCCCAGAGGAACGCUAUCAAACGUUCCCUAUUCAAGACCCUGAUCAAACACACUUCACCACAGACCCCAGCCACAGAUCUUCUCCAGAGCCUGGCCAGAUUCUCAACUAUGACCCAGGAAAUAAGUCCCCCCCUACUGACAUUGGACAAACGCUCCCUUCCUUAGAACUUGAAGUCUGGCAGACGACCAUCUCUCUAGAACUCGGUCAGCCAUCUGUCUCUCCAGAACUCAGUCAGACAAGCCUUUCCCCAGACGUCAGCCAGGAGACUCUCUCUCCAGAACUCAGUCAGACAAGCCUUUCCCCAGACGUCAGCCAGGAGACUCUCUCUCCAGAUCUCAGCCAGGCAACGCUUUCCCCAGACAUCAGCCUGGAGACUCUCUAUCCAGACCUCAGCCAGGCAACGCUUUCCCCAGACAUCAGCCUGGAGACUCUCUAUCCAGAUCUCAGCCAGGCAACGCUUUCCCCAGACAUCAGCCUGGAGACUCUCUCUCCAGAUCUCAGCCAGGCAACGCUUUCCCCAGACAUCAGCCUGGAGACUCUCUCUCCAGACCUCAGCCAGACAACGCUUUCCCCAGACCUCAGGCAGACAUCACUUCCUCCAGACCUUGAUCAGACAUCCUAUACUUCUGAAUCUAGUCAGUCGUUGCCUCUUCCAGAAUUUGGUCUGACUUUCCCUGAUAGAGACCUUGGUCAGAUGCCAUCUCCUCUGCCAUCUCUUCCACUAAAUGACACUUUUAUACCACCAGUUGUAUUAGGCUUCAGUGGAGAUGAUGGAGAAUACACUGAGAUUAUUCCAAUGGGAAAGGAAGAGAGCAGUGAGGAGGACUCUGUUGAAUUUGAUUUUUUGAGCUAUGAUGACCCUUACCAAACUGAUAUUAGGACGGAUAUCAACUCCUCCAGAAACCCCGACAACAUUGCAGCAUGGUACCUCCGCAGCAAAAAUGGAAACAGAAAAAAUUAUUACAUUGCUGCUGAAGAAAUAUCCUGGGAUUAUUCCAAAUUUGCACAAAGUGAUGUGGACGCUGAAAACACGGAUGAUGCCUCACAGGGCACCGUAUACAAGAAAGUCGUUUUCAGGAAGUACCUCGAUAGCACUUUUACCAAACGUGACCCCCGGGGGGAGCAUGAAGAGCACCUGGGCAUUCUCGGUCCUGUCAUUAGAGCUGAAGUGGAUGACGUCAUCCAAGUUCGUUUUAAAAAUCUAGCGUCCAGACCAUAUUCUCUUCAUGCCCAUGGGCUUUCCUAUGAAAAAUCAUCGGAAGGAAAGACUUAUGAAGAUGAGUCUCCUGAGUGGUUCAAAGAAGACAAUGCCAUUCAGCCAAACAGCAGUUAUACGUACGUGUGGCACGCCACCGUGCGGGCGGGGCCAGAAAACCCCGGCUCUGCCUGUCGGGCGUGGGCCUACUACUCAGCAGUGAACCCGGAAAAAGAUAUCCAUUCAGGCCUGAUAGGUCCCCUUCUGAUCUGCCGAAAAGGGACACUUCAUAAGGAGAGCAAUAUGCCCGUGGACAUGAGGGAGUUUGUCUUACUCUUUAUGGUCUUUGAUGAAAAGAAGAGCUGGUACUAUGAAAAGAAGCCCCAAAGGUCUUGGAGACGUGCAUCUUUAGAAGGAAAACACUCCCAUGAGUUUCAUGCCAUUAACGGGAUGCUCUACAACUUGCCUGGCCUGAGAAUGUACGAGCAAGAGUGGGUGAGGCUGCACCUGCUGAACCUGGGCGGUUCCCGGGACAUUCACGUGGUUCACUUCCACGGCCAGACCUUGCUGGAAAACGGCACUCACCAGCACCGGCUGGGGGUCUGGCCCCUUCUGCCCGGUACAUUUAAAACUCUUGAAAUGAAGGCAUCAAAACCUGGUUGGUGGCUCCUAGACACAGAGGUUGGAGAAAACCAGAGAGCAGGGAUGCAAACUCCAUUUCUCAUCAUAGACAGAGACUGUAAGAUGCCACUGGGACUGAGCACUGGUGUCAUAGCUGAUUCACACAUCAAGGCGACCGACUUUCUGGGUUAUUGGGAGCCCAAAUUAGCAAGAUUAAACAAUGGUGGAUCAUACAAUGCUUGGAUCACAGGACAAAUGUCAGUAGAAUUUGACUCUAAACCUUGGAUCCAGGUGGACAUGCAAAGGGAUGUCCUGUUGACGGGGAUCCAGUCCCAAGGUGCCAAACACUACCUGAAGUCCUACUAUACCACUGAGUUCCAAGUGGCUUACAGCUCCGACCAGGCCAACUGGCAGAUCUUCAGAGGGAACAGCCCAAGGAACGUGAUGUAUUUUGAUGGCAAUUCAGAUGCCUCUACAAUCAAAGAAAAUCGCUUUGACCCGCCAAUUGUGGCUAGAUAUAUUAGGAUCCACCCGACUAGAUUCCAUAACAAACCGGCCCUUCGAUUGGAGCUGCAAGGCUGCGAGAUUAACGGAUGUUCCACGCCGCUGGGGAUGGAAAGUGGGAAGAUAGAAAACACGCAAAUCACAGCUUCCUCCUUUAAAAAGUCUUGGUGGGGAGAUUACUGGGAGCCGUUCCGUGCCCGUCUGAAUGCCCAGGGCCGUGUGAAUGCCUGGCAAGCCAAGGCAAACAACAACAAGCAGUGGUUACAAAUUGACCUGCUCAAGGUCAAGAAGAUAACUGCGAUCGUAACACAGGGCUGCAAGUCCCUGUCCUCUGAGAUGUACGUGAAGAGCUACACCAUCCACUACAGUGACCAGGGAGUGGCAUGGAAGCCGUACAGGCAGAAAUCCUCCAUGGUGGACCAGAUUUUUGAAGGAAACAGUAACAUCAAAGGACACGUGAAGAACUUUUUCAACCCGCCAAUCAUUUCUCGGUUUAUCCGCAUCAUUCCAAAAACGUGGAACCAGAGUAUUGCUCUUCGUCUGGAACUCUUUGGCUGUGAUAUUUACUAGAACCAAAUUCUCAGAGACAGGAAGGACUUGUAAAGGUAUUGAACCAGUUAGAGUGGGCAAUGCAUUUUAUAGCUAUGUUAAACUCUCUAUUAGAGAAUAAAAUUUAUAUAUGAAACUUUUAUAAGGUAACUCCUUGCUACUAUUAAAUAAGAUGACAGCUAUUACAUCUGCAUUAAUUUGAAUAUAAAUGGGAAAAUAUCAAGAACCAACAAGAAAAUGGCUUAUCUUUCACAAUGAUUAAAUAUGCUGUAUAAAGUAAUAUUCAUGUAGUUAAACCUCCCCAUGGUAGUUCUUUUAAAUCCUAAACACAUUAAUAAAACAGAUAUUACUUUCUUAAACAACCUCUAGACCUGGAUAGCUUUCACUCCUACGUUUUUCUUUAAAGAAACUAUGAUUUAAGAGUAACAGAAACAAAUUCGAUUUUUAAAUGGUUGACUUUUCUUGACAGUGGAGAGAAAAACAAUAUGACCAUGUGAAACAGAGUGCUUACAAUGCUGUCUCACCCGCAUGACAGUGAUUUUUCUGACCCUCCAUGAGGAAAGAUACAAGUAAACAUAUUUUCAGUAGUCCUGGGGGGACUUGUGAAUCUGGCCUGGUCUCCCUUGGGCCUGAUGGCACAUAUUGAUGUUCAGAUCAGGGGUCGUUAGGCACAGAACAGAAAUAACCACAGGAGAACUGAACAGGAGUUCUUGGCUUCAUUCUAGCUGACACUACAUGGCACUGUGUCCCACAUUUUCAAAAUAUAGGUUUGCCUAAGGGAAAGCAAAUACCAGCAAAAGAGGCAUUUUUCACUAUAUAAUGGGCCCCACACUUAAUAUCGCUAGUCCUGGGUCCCUCUACUGAAGAAAUGGGUGGGCUCUCUUCUGUUCUAGAAUCUACCGAGGCAUAACAGGGGCAAGAAAAUCAUGCGGAAUGCCAGGGAGGGGAAGAAAUGAGAAUGUAGCCCAAGAUCCAACUUCCUCAUCCAAUAUAUGAAAACAUGAGGUCACAAAGGCUCAACAACGGCCUGAGGCUAUUUCUUGUUCCUGUCAGGGCUGAAACCAGAAAGCAGACGAUCAGACUCCCAGCCUCCCUUUCAGUCUGGUCUCUCUGGCAUAAAACAGAAAUUAUAAUGACUAUGAUUCAUCCCCCCCAGACAGGUAGACAUGAAUAUUAAUUAAUGAGAACGAUUAAUUGAUCUGCAAAUUAUUUGUUUGGGGACCAAUGAGAUAUUUGGGUUAUAUCCGAUCUGUGUAGCAAUAGUAUAACCCCUCUUAUUUUGAAAUAAAAAUAUAUGUUUUUA